Molecule: messenger RNA, 1559 nt
Organism: Lecanosticta acicola
Lineage: Eukaryota; Fungi; Ascomycota; Dothideomycetes; Mycosphaerellales; Mycosphaerellaceae
Source: the annotation of a GenBank genome assembly
AUGGCAUCCAAAACGAUAUGUAAUCGCUGCCUGAGGCUGGCCGCAUCCACGCUGCCGUCAAGAGCCGCCCCGACAACUACCAGACGAGCCUUCGCAUCCUCAGCGUCUAAACAACCGUCCAAUGCCCGCAAACUACACCAGUCGUCCAAGCAGAGAGCAGCACCGGCCGUCGAAUCAUCGAAGCAGCCAACACAAGAAGUCCCAUCUUACGCCGGGCAAAAUGCGAAUCAGCAUAACGAGGGCUCAAGACUACUGCUGCAACCCAACAACCUCUUCCACUCCUUCACCAACUCUCCAUCGCCAGCAAUCCGAAAGAGAGCAGCCUUCAUGAAACAGAAUGCAUACUGUCCGCAUCCUGAUCACCAGGCAACCCGAACGCCUCUCUCUCCACACGAUCUAGAAGCGAGAAAGACGGGCUCCAAGCCACCUGCACAUGUUCGACAUGAAUGCCCCGAUUGCGGCAUUCCGGUUUCAUGUUGUGAAGAGCACUUUGUCGAUGACUACGAGAGCCAUCUGGAAGUAUGCGAUGUGCUGCGGGAGAUCAAUGAGGACGACCAUGAUUUGCACAGUGGACGUUUCUUCCCCGAAUUUGAGUAUCCUGGGAUGCAGAUUGAGGAGGCACAGGUCAACAUGACGAAUUGGGAUACCUUGCUCUUCAGCAGAGAGUUUAACGCGGUCAACGACGAGCGGAGUAUGCGGCAGGUCACACGAUUGUUGACAUAUCCCAUGACAGUUGGAAGCGUGCUGCACGAGCUCAGUCCUUACAACCUUAACAACAGAUUAUUGCCGGAAGGCCUGAGAUCAUUAAGCGGUAAGUUCCACAUGCGCUUCGCCCUUGGAUUCCCGUACUGACAUUCUCAGCUCUCCGCUACACUCUCCACCCACCUCGAACAGGAGGUGGAAUUGAUAUCAAAGGCUUGCGCGCCCAAUCUCCUCCCGUCCGCCUCUUCAUCCUUGGGGCCCGCGCAGAAUCCUCUCUCCCAAGAGAAGUCUGGAUUCAACUCUCGUACCUCUUCCCUCGAGCAACCUUCCACCUAAUCUUCAUCGGCCCGGAAUCCAUGACAAACCGUGACGCAGAAUACCCUCUCCCCGAACGAACCCCUUCGAACCCCUUCGGCGCCAUCAUCGAAGACCGUCUCGGCGGCCAGGUAAAGAUUUCCACCUACGUCGAAUACUUCCAGACUUUGCACCAGGCACAACACUUCUACCCCUACGAUCCUUACUUCGAUGCUUUCAUCCUGUUCCAUCCUGGUCUAGGGCAUCCAGCUUCUUCGCAUGAGUGGACAGACGCACUGCCACAACUUCUGGAGACUAAAGUUCCCAUCAUCUGCACGGGUUAUACGGAGUACGACAUGCAGCGAGAUAUUGAAUGGGUGACAAAACAGGCUGCAGGCGAGAUGGAUAUGUUGCUCACGCCUGGGGAGAAUCGCUUCAGGAGUCUGAGAUGGGAUUUGAAUGAUCUGGAUCCGGGCGAUGUGAGCUGCGGCAAUUGGGGUAUUUGGGGUUUCAGAGGGAAGAGAUAUGAGACUGAUGAGUAUCGCGGAGAGCCGCAACAGUAA